Carassius auratus (goldfish) is the source of this 2283-nucleotide messenger RNA. Its product is annotated as sarcoplasmic reticulum histidine-rich calcium-binding protein. Gene Ontology annotation, molecular function: calcium ion binding. The record is from RefSeq and is a predicted model, not a curated record. Lineage: Eukaryota; Metazoa; Chordata; Actinopteri; Cypriniformes; Cyprinidae. The transcript is spliced from 7 exons. Bases 175 to 1089 code for a protein of 304 amino acids.
CUCUGUCAUUCAACUCCCUCUCUAAUUCUCUUUGGUGGAUCCAGUGACUGCACUUCCAAGUACUUGGUCCAAAGAUCCAAAGAACCCCAUAAGAAACUGCUCCUCUUGGGUGAAUACAAACACAUUUUUUAUAAACUGUUUUUGUGUGUCUGUGUGUGACGAAUUGACUGCAAGAUGGUAGCUUCACAUAGCUGGCUGUUGGGGCUUAUCGUAGCUCUGCUUUCCACUGGAUCGUUAAGGAAUUCUGUGCAGGCUGAAGAAAGACCACAAAGUGAGGAUGCCGAGGUGCUGAGGGGUCUGAACCCUACUGGAGGUCAGAAAGAGGAGGUGGAUGAUGAUGAGGAGGAGGGUGGAAAUAUAUCUGAAGAAGUUGAUGAAGAUGCAGGAAGAGACGGGGAAACAGAGGAAGUUGAAGAUGAGGAAGAUGGAACGGAAGCUUCUGAGGAAGAGGUGACACCAGAAGAGGAGAUAACUGAGGAGGAAGAAGCAGCUGAUCCUGAAGUGGAUGAUGCUGAGGAGGAAGAGGAGGAAGAGGAGGAGGCAGAAGAAGGAUUGGAUGAAGAGGAAGCAGCAGAGGAAGAGGUAGAAGAAGCAGAAGAGGAGGAUGAGCAGAUGGAGGUAGAUGUAGAAGAAGAAUUAUCAGAAGAAGAGGAAUCAGCACAACAGACAACAGAGGAAGAAGAAACUGCAGCAGAGGAUGAGGGAGCACCAGGUGAGGAAGAGGAAGAUGAAGAUGCAGAUGGGGAAAAGGUAGCUUCUAAUGAAGAUAAUGAGGAGGCUGGAGAUGAAGAGACCAUAGUUGAAGAUAAUGUUGAAGAAACUGCCACGGAAGAAAAUGCAGAUGCAGAGUUGGUCUCCAUACAGUAUAGCUCAGGCUCUUUCUGUGCCCUUUGCUCAGUCUGUGAGCACUGCGGUACCUGUGACAAAUGUCCCUGUGAUGAAGGAGACAUGUCAACACACUGCAAUCACUGUGACGAUUGUUCCUACUGUUUCAUUUGUCCUGUGAUCUGUGAAACAGUCUGCCAGCCAGGUGGAAUUCUUGAUGUACUGAGUGGUUCUUUCUACCACACAGUGAGCACGCUGCUCUGAAAACUUUCCGCAUUCUUCACAUGGGGGUAGAAAACCUAUCUUAAAUAUAACUGAGGGACAGUCAGGACCCUCAUGUUCAUUAUUUAAUGACAUUUUAAAGGUGACUUUACAAGCUUCAAUAAACGAAUAACAAAUUACAUGCAAAUUAUCUUAUUUACUAUUUAUAUAAAAUAAGUACUAAAUAUUUCACAAUAUUACUGUUUUGACUGUAUUCUAAUCAAAUAAAUGUCUUGGUGAACAUAACAACUUUCUUUCAAAAACAUAAAAUCUUACUGACCCCAAACUUUUGUACAUGUAUGGAGUAAUUUACACUGAAUAAUAACAGUUAUAACAAAAGUUCAGGUCAACACGAAUGUGUCAAUACUGUCUGUACAGCUAAAAUCAUCAAAUGGCAUUCUGGUUUCAGAUUAAUCAGUGUCAAUUUAAAUAAACAUGUAAAAUUUAUGAGUGUGUGAAUAAACAGAUACAAUAUACUCAAUACGUUUUUACUCACCCUCAUUGUUCCAAACAUGCAUGAAUUUCUUCUUCUUGAACACAAAAAAAAUAUAUUUUGAAGAAUAUGCCUAACCAAACGGAGGUCAAAGGGAACCAGCGACUGUUUGGUUAGUCAUAUUCUACUACAGGUUUGGAACAACAUGAGGAUGAGUAAAUGAUGACAGAAUUGAUUUUUUGGGUAAACUAUAACUAUAAUUUAGGAAAUAGUUCAUGUUGGGAAAUUGAACAAAUGCAGGAAAAUGACAUAUCACAGUUUUCUGAAGAGAGGCAAAAAUACUGUAGUAGUUUUCAUUGCACUGCUGUUCUUCAAAAGGCACUGCUGUCUGGUAAUACGACUGGUGAUCUUCAAAUGGAGGAAAAGUAAUAAAGAAAUGACUUCAACAUUUGCAUAUUAAUUCAUCCACAUUUUUAUACACUUAUUUUUAGCUUCUAAUGCAAUUGUGUCUGCACUAUUCAUUCAGAUUAUUAAAACUAAAUGACUAACAGCUGCACUUUGUCAUGCUCUGCUCAUAACAACACAAACCUCCCUCUCAAGGUGUGAAAACUUGGUUAGAGAGUGGAAACUGAGUUCUUCCCUUCUCUAAAAGUCGUGUAAUGGAGAGUGCUCUGAAAUAAGCUGUUUGUUAUUAUGACUGAGCAUUUCAAGAAUUAACAAUGCAUAUCAUUUCAAUCUAAUCUAAUCUUGACAAACUAUAUAUC